UCAUUCAGUUCAAACAGUUGUAAGUGUUAAAGUUGUGCAAUGUUUAUAAUAUUUAUUUUCUGCUAUUAAACAAGUGAUUUUUGCCUCUUCAGUUAUAAAAUCCAUUUUUUAUCUAAAAUAUGAUUUUCAUUUUUAACCAUCAACUUUUAACUAAUAAUAAACAAUGUUAAGAACAUUAAAAAUUCUCCUUAUUAUUUCGUCCGGUGCUGUUUGCCUACAAGUACAGAAUGUAACACUGAAUAAUUUUGAAAACGGAUUGCGAUUAAAUUUUACAUUCUUUGAAUUAAAGGAAAGAUGUAGUUUAAAAGUUCCAAACAUAAAUGACAUUCUUAAAAGUGCAAAUAAUGAAUUUUCUAAAAAAUUGUCAAAAAUUUCAAACCAACUGUGGGAUCUCAGUGUGCCGGAAGUCGAUGUAUAUUCGAGGGGGGAAAGUCCGUCUCAUCAAUUAUUAAAAUCACGUUGUAAUGAAGAAUCGGGACUGGGAAAAGUUUUUGAAAAUUUAUUAAAAGUUGUUCAACUAUGUUUUGAAAACAGUUUACAAUUAACGAAUAGCGAUAUUAAAGCCUUUUCACUAUCAGCUGCAUCUCAAAUCUGCUCCUAUAUUGAAUUAGAUUCGCUUUUAACAAUGACAGACAAAGAAUGUGUUGAGAAAAUUAAUGACAAUAAGCAAUGUUUUACUUCUAUUAAUAAUAUGACUGGCAAUUAUAACUCAUCAAUAUAUAAUAUCAUGUUAAACUUAAAACUUGAACAUAAGCCUGAGGACUGCAGUAUCUUUUCAAAGAUCUGGGAUUGUCAAAAAAAUGUUAUAGAAUCGUGUAAAAACUCUUCAGGACAGAUGCACGAAAUGUGGAUGGAAAUCAGACAUUCAUAUUUAGGAUGUAAUUUGGAGAGAUCAACAUUUACAGAUAGUCGAUCAAGAAUAUUUGAUGUUGAGAAAAGAAGAUUCAAUUUUACGAUUCCGGAAUUGAUUAGAGUUUGUAAGUCAAAGGGAAUCGAUUUAAAGGAAAACACAAAACACGCGGAUUUUCACGUGUUCGAUAUAUUUUUGGUGUGCAGCGGAAAAGUAAAUUUACAGAAUUUUGAAGCACUUCCUGACGAAGUGAUAAACUGCAUGAAAAAGCACUGCUAUCAAAAUUACACACUUCAUGCCUCUUUUGAGAAAAUUAUUGACUCCAUUCAAUUUUGCUACAAUGAUGUGGAUCAAAUUAGUUUGCAGGAGAAACAAAAUUUGGCUCAAUCGUCAGUAAAGGCUUUUUGUGACAAAAUGCUAAUGGGUGAACUAGCUUUCCACGAUUCCGCAAGCACUCAUCGAAGCUGGAAAAACUGUUACGAAAAGCUUGAAAAUCCAGAAGACGAGUUGACUAAUUUUUUUGUUCUCCUAAGUGUACCUCACAUUUUCACUCAAAAGCAGUGCAGUUUUUACGCCGGAUUCUUCGCAUGUGCACGAAAUGAGUUUGAAAAUUCAAGCCAAGAAACAAAAAGUGCUAUUGAAGCUGUUAGACUGAGUUUAUCCAACUGCGACUGAUUAUUGCGGUGGCAUUUAAACAAUUCAAUGGAAAUUAUUAUUAAUAACAUUUUCCUUUAGAAAACUAGAAUAAUUAAUUAAAAAAGUGGGACUUUUAAAAUGGAUUAAACUGAGAUGAAUUAAUUCAUAAUUUCUUAAUAAAAUAAUUUUGUAUAUUUUAAAA
Messenger RNA from Leptopilina heterotoma, 1688 nucleotides. RefSeq lists its product as uncharacterized. NCBI's taxonomy places the organism in Eukaryota, Metazoa, Arthropoda, Insecta, Hymenoptera, Figitidae. Bases 164 to 1525 code for a protein of 453 amino acids. The transcript has 7 exons. The record is from RefSeq and is a predicted model, not a curated record.